This is a messenger RNA of Pecten maximus, 1079 nucleotides long. Its product is annotated as phosphopantothenate--cysteine ligase-like. The record is from RefSeq and is a predicted model, not a curated record. Gene Ontology annotation, biological process: coenzyme A biosynthetic process. The coding region runs from base 30 to 974 and encodes 314 amino acids. Lineage: Eukaryota; Metazoa; Mollusca; Bivalvia; Pectinida; Pectinidae. Gene Ontology annotation, molecular function: phosphopantothenate--cysteine ligase activity. The transcript has 7 exons. Gene Ontology annotation, cellular component: nucleus; cytoplasm.
AGCAUUUCUGUAACUUUGCUUAUUGAAAAAUGGCUGAAAACAUUUCAAAUUUUCUGCGACAGGUGUCUGUUCCUGAUAAAUACGAAGCUAUACGAUCGGAAUUGUGUAAUUUUGUUGAGCGACAAAAACAAAAAGGAAGAUGCGUUGUCCUCGUAACUUCUGGUGGGACCAAAGUUCCCUUGGAAAGCCGUACUGUACGUUUUCUUGAUAAUUUCAGCAGUGGAACAAGAGGGGCAUCUUCAGCUGAAUAUUUUCUCCAGGAAGGCUAUGCUGUCAUUUUCCUCCAUCGCAGUAGGUCCAUGAAACCUUUUCUUAGACAUUUUUCACAUCUCAACUAUCUGGACUUGUUAGAAUUCAAGACAACUACAGAAUCCAGUUCACAAAUACAAGUAAAGCAGAGUUUUGAGAAGAUGGUUGGCACACAGCUAGAGAAGCACCAGACGGCAGUGAGUGAUGACCGUCUGCUCGGUGUGGAGUUCCAAACCUUGUCCGAAUACCUUCAACUGUUACAUGCUUCCUGCCAGGCAGUUAGUCUCCUCAACAAUAAAGUCAUGCUUUAUCUGGCUGCUGCUGUCUCAGACUUCUACAUUCCAAAAGAACAAAUGCCUGAACACAAAAUUCAGUCUGGAGAUGGUCCCCUACAGUUGUCCCUUGAGAUGGUCCCCAAGAUGUUACAGCCUCUUGUCAAAGAAUGGGUUCCGGAUGCCUUUGUUGUCUCUUUUAAGCUUGAAACAGACCAAGAACUUCUAGUGAAGAAAGCUCAACAGGCCCUGGCCAAGUACUGUCACCAAGUGGUGGUUGCUAAUCUUUUGGAGACAAGAAAGAAGGAAAUCAUUGUUGUUACAACAGACUCCCACAAAGUGAUCAAACUGACCGACAGUCAACUAGACAGCGGUGUGGAAAUAGAGGAACAUAUCAUCAAAGAACUCAUAUCUGCUCAUUCUCAUUUUAUACAACAUGUGACCAAAGUUUAAUCCUUCAUUUGAGCUAUAUUUUAAAACUUUAUUUAUUUCCUUUGGCCAUUUUCACUGAAAGGGACCACAUCAAUAAAUAUGAAUUACAGAAAUUGAAGUUCUCUU